AUGUCCAAGCCUCGCUCCAAGUCCAAUGCCAGCAUUGAUGACCCGCUGACUCUCGCUCUUGCCCCACCACCCAAUGAGUCUGAUACUGAACGCGGGGAAAGAUUGCAGAGGGAGGCAGAGGCAAAGCGUAUAAGCGAUAGCAUUGACGAGGAGCUCAAGCAAGAGAAGGCAGCUUGGAAGAAGAACAAGUCGCUCUUUAAGCUCCUCCUACUCGGCCAAAGUGAGAGCGGCAAGUCAACAACUUUGAAGAACCUCCAGCUCACGUUCGCCCCGCAAGCAUGGAAAACCGAAAGCACUUCCUGGCGUGCCGUCAUUCAGCUGAACCUCAUCCGCACAGUCAACAUCAUCCUGGAUGCUCUCGCUAAUGAACUAUCCACCUCUCGUCCCUCCAGUGCAGCAGGCUCCGAUGCACACUCUCGAAUCUCACACGCUGGCAGCGUCCAAACUAGCGACCACGGAUCGCUCUUGUUCACUAGCAAACACGCAUUGCUCAAGCUCCGCCUUGCGCCUCUCCGACACGUCGAGAAUGACCUGAAACAGUCUCUUGGUGCUGCCUCGACGGAAGUGACUUCUUCCGAUGGCUCGGACGACGAACAGGCCGUGCAGUCAGACCGCGAUGAUGUCGGGGAGAUGCGUUCGCGCAGCCCCGGUGGUGCCGACUUGUUCUUGCGCUCAAACCGUUCCUGGCGUGAAGCACUCCACGUGCAGUAUCGCAGCUCGAGCAAGAGCCGCGGAAAGGUAGAUAGUGGAUCUGCAGCGCGGCUAUCUGGGGCGACGGAGGUGAUCGCUGGUUGUUGCGAGGACAUACAGGCGCUAUGGGAGGACGAGGUUGUGCGUGCGAUGCUGCGCAUACGCAAGAUACGUGUCGGAGAUUCGUCUGUCUUUUUCCUCGACAAUGUCGAGCGGAUAGCGUCGCGUGGGUAUGAGCCGUCGGACGACGACAUCGUUCGAGCUCGGCUGCGCACGUUGGGAGUGCAGGAGUACUGCCUCAAAUUCGAAAAUCCGACGGAAGCAAAUCGGGCUGCUGGGAAAGAAUGGAGAAUCUAUGACGUUGGAGGUUCACGAUCGUCUCGUGCAGCAUGGUUACCGUACUUUGACGAUGCAAAUGCGGUUUUAUUCCUUGCGCCGAUCUCAUGCUUUGAUGAAUACCUCGCCGAGGAUGCACACGUGAACCGCCUCGAGGAUUCGGUACUCCUCUGGAAGUCCGUCAUUCAGUCCAAGCUGCUCUCAGAUUGUAUCAUCAUCCACCUGCACCAAAAAUUCAGAGAGCAGCACAAAGAGCUCUCGCCGAAAUCGCGCCGGUUCUAUGGGUACAUCACGUCGGUCAUUGAUACUAAGGCAACUUCAACCACUUUGUCGUCAGGAUGUGGGCGGACGGUAUGGCGGGACCCUGAUGGGUCGUUCUCGUCGUACUGCGGGACAACGCACAGGGAGGCUGCUGCGCUCGCUCGGGCAGCUAGGCGAUGCAAGAAUUGUAAGACGCGGCCGGCGUACGUCGAGAGUGGCAAAGUGCAUAGUUUUUGUGGUAAACGGUGUGCGAAGGAGUAUCGUGCCAGCGACGCCUCCGAGAGGACUCCACGAUCGUCGCCCGCCCCGGUUGAGACUGGGAUUUUAUGCAAGCUGGCAGGAUGUAAAGCCUUGGUGCAUGUCGGUAAAGAUGGGUUUCCCGGCGAGUUUUGCUCGAAUAAGCAUCGUCUAGACGCGAUCAAGGCAGGGAAAGCGGAGGCAUGUCUAUUCUGCACGAAGUGGCCAAAGGCGAUGGUCAAUGGGCGACUGAGCGACUUUUGCUCCAAGGCAUGCUCGCAGGACACACUUGGUGCUGCACCGAUCAUCUUAAAUAUACCGAACAGGCACAAGGCAUACGCAAGCGUAUCGAAGCAGUUCACCGACGGGUGGCGACAUCCGACGUCUAAGCCGACGGUUAUCAAAAUCUGGAAGAUAUAUGGUGACAAGCGGCACUCUGACAGGUUUUCUCGCUAUAAACUAGCCGUCGAGCGCCGCACGGGUCUGUCGAACGGGAACAGCAGACGCCGCUGGCACGGGACUUCCCGCUCGUGUCUCCUCGGCGAUAACGAAUACAACCAGGACCUCUGCUCUGCCAGAGACUGCAGUCUGUGCAGCAUAAUCCGCUCGUCCUUCGAGCUCGCCCAAGCGGGCAAUAACACAAACUUUGGCAGGUUCGGCGCAGGCAUCUACACCUCUGCGACAUCUUCCAAGGCGAACGACUACGUUAAAGAGAACGGUGGCUCUCCCUAUAGGGCUGCCCUCCUCAACGAUGUCGUCCUCGGCAAAGCCAAAAAGCUCUUCACUGGAGAUACCUCCCUCACGGCCCCCCCGCAAGGGUAUGACUCUGUUAUCGGUGAGCCCGGAGGGGACUUAAAUUACGAUGAGAGCAUCGUGUAUAAGAAUGAAGCUAUUUGCCCGCUCUUCUUGAUCAUAUACAGAAACUAG
Molecule: messenger RNA, 2451 nt
Organism: Fibroporia radiculosa
Lineage: Eukaryota; Fungi; Basidiomycota; Agaricomycetes; Polyporales; Fibroporiaceae
Exons: 22
Coding region: 1-2451 (816 amino acids)
Biological process (GO): adenylate cyclase-activating G protein-coupled receptor signaling pathway
Cellular component (GO): heterotrimeric G-protein complex
Molecular function (GO): guanyl nucleotide binding; GTPase activity; G-protein beta/gamma-subunit complex binding
Source: RefSeq, a predicted model, not a curated record